This is a messenger RNA of Lodderomyces beijingensis, 651 nucleotides long. Lineage: Eukaryota; Fungi; Ascomycota; Pichiomycetes; Serinales; Debaryomycetaceae. The record is from the annotation of a GenBank genome assembly.
AUGUUUUCAUUGGCGAAAAGAGGAUUGGUCUCGCAGAGAGGAUUGGUCUCCAAACAGUUGCUUAGAAGGAUGGGGGUCUCGACACGAUUGCAGCAGAAGGCCAACAAGCUGGUGAAUACAUUCACGUCCAACAUGUCCAACACGUCCCCUACGUCCGAGUCGUCACGUUUGACUCGAGUACCGCCCGUGAUGCAGAGCAACGGCAGACCGCAAAUCGCAGUCGACAAAGAGCUCCCCUACCCCUACGCCCGACGCGAUGAGAACAGAAAAUACUUUGUCAUCUUUGCCGUGGGGAUCACCGUUGCGUGCGCCGUCAUCUUCAACUAUGAAAAGUCGUCGUCGCCUAUCGUGGGCUCGGUUCUUUACUACUUGAGACGAUCCACCGUCGGGCAGGACGCCUUGGGCGGCGACAUUGAGUUUGCUUCGAGCUGGCCCUGGAUUUGGGGCACUUUGAACACGGUGCAGGGCCACAUCGACAUCAAGUUCAAAGUCAAGGGGUCCGAGCAGAGCGGAUGGCUAAUUUUGAAAGCAAAUAGGGAGUCAAAGAGGCAUCCGUUUAUUGUGGACAAGUUUCUUUUGGAGGUCGAUUCGAAGGAUGCAAAGGUGCAGUACGAUUUGAUGACCGACCCCGAGUACGAAUUUGACCUUUAA